CUUUCUAGAGCCGAAAGACUCUGUACAGAUUAUCGAGAGUUCUAAUGGAGCCCCCUGACUGUAGGUUGUGCUCCAUACGAUGUUUGCAUGAUCCCGCGCAGGCGUGCAUCUGCAUAGAUGCUGGUGUUCUUGCGGGUCAAGUCUGAAUAUCUCAUAGCCUGGAGUGUCUCAGGAUCUAGGUCUGUUUGCGCAGCUCGCUAUGUCGGAGCAUCUUCUUGCAUCCAUAAACCAGUUUCUCGGUCUAAAGAGGGAGCUUCGCGAUUUCCAUAUUGUCUGGGUAUAUGCAUCGCGUGCCCAAUAUCCUUAGCAGAUCUACGUGACAGAGCUCAAAUUCGUAUCUAUUUGGUCUCUGAGUCAAUCUCAAUGACGGAUACUUUGCCGUGGCAGGUGAGCCAUUCUGGGGUCCAUCAACAUACACUCUGGGGGUAGCGUCAGUGCGGGAUCUUUGGGAGAUGGGGAGCUUUGAGAUUAUCUACCAGCGCACUUCCCUCUUACCUCCAACAUCAACAUCAGCACUGAAGUCGUAUUGUACCG
Messenger RNA from Pseudovirgaria hyperparasitica, 534 nucleotides. RefSeq lists its product as uncharacterized. The transcript has 2 exons. The coding region runs from base 118 to 429 and encodes 103 amino acids. NCBI's taxonomy places the organism in Eukaryota, Fungi, Ascomycota, Dothideomycetes, Acrospermales, Acrospermaceae. The record is from RefSeq and is a predicted model, not a curated record.